Messenger RNA from Staurois parvus, 309 nucleotides. Lineage: Eukaryota; Metazoa; Chordata; Amphibia; Anura; Ranidae. The record is from the annotation of a GenBank genome assembly.
UCUGGGUUGGGCAGUGAAUGGGGGAAGUACGGGUGCUACAGAAUUUGUGGGCUGCCAAUCGGGAUUUGCAAGCACAUCCGGAAGGAUACUACGGGCUCUACGGGCCUGUGUGCGAAUUCUUGGUGGUUGCGGGACAAUACUGGUGCUUGCCACCGCACCAGCUUAUACUGCACUUAUGGGACUCGCCACGCCGCAAAGUGAUACUACAGUGCUGGUAUGUGAAAGACCAGGAUGUACUAGACUGCUGGUGCUCGCCCAUUCACCAAAAGGUAGCAUGGCACUAGUACUGGCUGCAUAUGAGAGUCAUCA